AUGCAACACUAUGCUCUUCCUGCUGAGCUAGACUCAUUCACACAGCAGCUGUUAUUAACACAUCCAUACCAAGCCACCCACCACAACGACUGGUGUCCACACCAUGUAACCCAAUAUGACAUAUUCCUGUCAGAUGUCUACACAAGAAUAAUGAAGAAUUUGCGUCUGUUUCUUUUUAUUUUUAUUUUCGUACGGGCUGUCCCGUCAUUUGGAUUUUGUUUACUCUUAACGUCAGGUGACUGCGUGUCUGGCGAAAUUCUUCACACGCAUAACCCUGCGUCAAUCGUGUUUUGUCCUCAUUCUCACCCUCCUUUCUCUUCUGGUUUUUAUUCGUUCUUCCGACUUUCUAUAAGAAUGGUCUCUGAGAUUCAUUCUGCAAUGGUCUUUCUCGUCACCUCUCUCUGUCUCAUGUUCAUUUUCUUUUUGCUACUCUUUGAUCUUCAACUUUCCAUGUCUUUCUUUCCUUUCUUUUCAUUUAUUCCUGCUCUUUCCUUCGUUUUCCUCUUCACUUUAACUCCUCUUUCAAUCCUUUGCUCGCCUCUCCAUUUUUCUUUUUUCUUCCACGUCGUUUUGCUUCCCUUUUUAUCCACAAAAGAAUUCAACGUCUCCUUAUCCAAUAAACCACCAUCUUUUAUUUAUUCCUCUUUUGCUGUAUGA
This is a messenger RNA of Acanthosepion pharaonis, 657 nucleotides long. Lineage: Eukaryota; Metazoa; Mollusca; Cephalopoda; Sepiida; Sepiidae. The record is from the annotation of a GenBank genome assembly.